Messenger RNA from Diaporthe batatas, 660 nucleotides. RefSeq lists its product as uncharacterized. The transcript has 4 exons. Bases 1 to 660 code for a protein of 219 amino acids. Gene Ontology annotation, molecular function: metallopeptidase activity. The record is from RefSeq and is a predicted model, not a curated record. Lineage: Eukaryota; Fungi; Ascomycota; Sordariomycetes; Diaporthales; Diaporthaceae.
AUGACCGUCAAUCAGGUCGCAGAUAGGUUUGGGCGCGUCCCCAUUGGUGCUCGUCAAUAUGUCCGGAUUGUCAAUGUCUACGGUGCAAAAUCCUGCUCCGCCUGGUCCAAUGCCGUGGAUCUGAGCUUCUUCGGAGAUUGCUCUGGCGCUGAGUCGGUCUUCCUCCACGAGAAUUCCCACAACCUCGACUACUGGGUUGCCGGCGGCGGCUCGUGGUAUUCGCAGUCACAAGACUGGAAGGACACGGUCGCAAAGGGGUCGUGCGUUGCGGACAACUACGCCAAAACCACCUACACGGAGGCCUUUGCUCAGGUCGGCGUGAUGGACUUCUACAACGCCAACGUAGGAUCCAUCUGGAACUGGAAUGUGGGCUGCAUGGCUGAUCAGGUCGGCCGCACCAUCGAGCUGCUUGGAGAUAGUGUUGCCUAUAGUUCUUCGCGGACCUGCAGCAGGGUCUGGCGUCACAGCACGCCAAUUUGCAUGGGCCCUGCGGCUGCCGAUAGUGGCUAUUGUCCUAGCCGCAAGACCCCACCGGCUCCUACAGACCCGAGCAUUUCCGUCGCGGAGGGUGAACCUGUUAUGGAUGAGAUUGUUAAGACCAUGAAGCGUGAAGCUGAGGUCAGCGCUGGAAUUUUGAAGAAACGUCAGUUUUCGGCCUAG